Venturia canescens is the source of this 9286-nucleotide messenger RNA. RefSeq names its product CENP-meta (gene cmet). The record is from RefSeq and is a predicted model, not a curated record. Gene Ontology annotation, biological process: microtubule-based movement; mitotic cell cycle. Gene Ontology annotation, molecular function: microtubule motor activity; microtubule binding; ATP binding. Gene Ontology annotation, cellular component: microtubule. NCBI's taxonomy places the organism in Eukaryota, Metazoa, Arthropoda, Insecta, Hymenoptera, Ichneumonidae. The coding region runs from base 178 to 8931 and encodes 2917 amino acids. The transcript is spliced from 13 exons.
UCGAAGAACGACGGUAGACGCCCGGUGCUUGUACACGAAAACAGUGAGGAAAUAAUUAAUUCGCAUUGCACGCGCCGACCAUCCAAAUGUGUAUAGGAGAAAAGAAAUAUUUUUAUUCGCGUCGUGCAAUAUCGCGUAAUUGUGUAUAAAGAGAAAAACUUUGAUUGGAAUUAAAAAAUGGAUAGCAUUAAAGUCGCGAUCAAAGUGAGACCGCUAAUAAAGCGCGAAAAGGAAGAAAAUCUUUUGAUGCAAUGGGCAGUCCAGGAUAAUUCAAUAGCUCCUCUCGACCCCGAGCUCAAGAAACGUGGAGAACCUUUUUUCUUUGAUCACAUAUUUGAUACUUGCCGAACAAACUAUGAUGUCUUCGAUGUUAUUGCCAAGCCUAUUGUUGAGGCUGCUAUGACUGGCAUCAACGGAACAAUUUUUGCUUAUGGGCAAACUGGUUCUGGCAAGACUUAUACCAUGAUGGGUGAAGAGAAUUUUCCAGGUGUCAUUCCAUUGUCCAUCGAUUACAUCUUCGAUCGAAUCGCACAUAUUUAUGAUCGAGAAUUUUUGCUGAGAGUUUCGUACAUAGAAAUAUACAAUGAAAAAAUCAAUGAUCUUCUGGACAAAGAACGCAUUGACCUGAAAAUUAACGAAGACAAAAGUGGUCAGAUCACUGUGAAAUGUAAAGAAGAGGUUGUCAAUUGCCCGGAAAAUGUUACAGCUGUCAUGAAGAAAGGUCUUAAAAAUCGAAAAAUUGGAGAAACCAAUAUGAAUGAGAAAAGCAGCAGGAGCCAUACUAUAUUUAGAAUUACAAUUGAGGGUCAUGAAUCAAAUUCCAACGGAGCGGUCCACAUUUCCCAAUUGAAUUUGGUCGAUUUGGCUGGCUCUGAGAGAAUCAAACAGACGGGGGCAACUGGCGAACGUUUGAUUGAAGGACGACAUAUAAAUUUAUCUUUGUCCACGCUAUCACGCGUCAUUAUGUACCUCAGUGAAAGCCAAGACAACCCACAAAAAUUCGUGAAUUUUCGGGACAGCAAACUCACGCGAAUACUGCAAGCAUCUCUCGGUGGCAAUGCCAUGACGACGAUUAUUUGCGCUGUUACGCCAGCUGCUUUAGAAGAAACGCAGGCCACAUUGGCAUUCGCCUCGAGAGCGAAAAAAAUUCACAAUAAACCAGAAGUCAAUCGUUGCCUUUCGGACGCGGCUCUAUUGAAACGAUAUAAAAAACAGUUGGCCAAACUCGAGGACGAAUUGGAGAGAGUAAAAGGUGCCAAUUUCGAGGAAAUGGAAUCGAUGCUCAUGGAGAAGGAGUCAAAAUUGAUGGAAAAAGAUCGAGCUUAUCAAUUGUUGGAGGAACGUAUCGAACUGUUGAAAACGCGAAUCGUUUCGGGCAACAGUGCACCUGAGGAUCAAUCUUUCAAAUGCCGUUCCAAGCGUCGACGUACCUGGUGCGGUCCUGGCGCUUUCCAAACCAAACUAUCGCCUUUGACCUUAUCCGAUCUUCCGACCAUCGAAGAGUUGGAUAAAUCCCCUGAUAUAAACGCAAAAAAGAAACAGAGAAAGAAACGCCAAAGCAUCAUUCAAUCGAUUGACAUACCAAAUCAAACUUUCCAGACUGCAUUCACCGAUUUUGAACUCGAAUUGAUCGAGAGCGAAAGAUUACGAAAUCGUUUUUCCGAUGUCAGUUCCGGAGGUGACGAUGAUUUCACUAUUACGAAACGGCCACUGCAACGGAAUGUAAAGUUCUUGGACGAUGUAGCAGUAAUGGAAGAGGAACGAUCUAGCUCUGAAGUAUCACCCGAGAAGAAAAAGACGGAUUCGACGUCGCCUGACACACCAAAAGCAGUGCUGAGGUCAAGGAUCGAUUUUCUUAGAGAACAAUUCGUUUCCCUGAAAGACGAUCACUCCAGUAUUAGAGAGUACACAACUUUGGAGCGGCAGAUGUUUGUAGAUGAAGCAGUUGAAGCCGCAAUGGUCGAGCACAACAAGACUGUUGAAUUGCUGAAACAGCAACUGGCUGACAGCGAAAAAUCGAAUGAAAUUCUUCAGAAGGAAUUAGCUAAAUCUACGAAUUCGGUGAGAACGUUGAAAAACGAAAACGAAUCGCUCGUUCACGAGCUUAAUAAGCUCAAAUCCUCGGAAACCACAACACAGAUCGAGCUCUCGAAAGGCGUCACGAACGAUAAAGAAAUGAGCAGUAUAUUCGCCAAUAAUACGUAUUUCGACGAAAUGGAAGUUUCAGAUUCCCAAUGCGAUUCCUCAGCGACGAACGAUACCGCAAACAUGGAAAGUAUUUUGAUCACUGACAUAAAUUUGUCCAACGACACGACUAUCAAUAAAAUGGACGAAUCGAAGAAAUCGAAAGAUAACUGUAACGCAUCGUACAGCGAAUUCGUGAAACAAAUUGCCGAGAAAAGCAGCGAAGAACUCAUUCGUAUCACACAGGACCUUUUCAACACCAAAUUAUCCCUGGAAGAAGAAAAUGCGAAGCUCGAAGCUACGUUGAGACAAAAAAUUCGUGAAGCUGACGACGUGAAAAAUGACAUCCGGGAAUUGAAAUCGGGCAUUGAAAAAUUGCAAGAAACCAUUCAAAUUCUGACGACCGAAAAUACCGAUUUGACCAGCAAACUUACUCAUGAGAAAGAAUUCGCCAAAGAAGCUGAGAAGAGUUUUCAAUCCACCAUCGCAGAGUUAAAUUCAAGUAUUGCGACGAUGACUCAGGAGAAGAUAGCAAUGGAAAAAAGUAUGAAGGAGCUCAACAAAAAUCAAUCUUCUGCAACCGAUGAGAAAACGUUAAAUUUGAUGGAAGAAUAUAAACAAACGAUCAUAUCACUGACAUCUGAAAACAUCGAGUUGUCCACGAGCCUAAUGAGUUUGACAGAAGAUCUGGACCUCCUGAAAGCCCAGAAUAAGAUCGCAGGCGAGCACGAAUGUGAAUAUCGUCAGUCGAUGAUCGGUCUUGUGGAACGCAACAAAAGUUUAGAAAACGAAAAUAUCGAAAUUUCGAACAAUCUAAUGGAUAAAAUAGAGGAGUACGAUAGCUUGAAAAAAGACUAUGAGCUUUUGUGCAACAAAUUAUCCUCACCAUCACAACAGAAUCUGACUCAAAAUCUCCUCAACUUUUCAAUGACUCGCACAAGUUUGCCGAGUAACGAAGUAACGAGUGAUCCUGAGCGAUUGAUGAUCACAACGAACGGCGCGACGAUCGAUGAUCUUUUGCGAUUGUCACUUCCAGCCAACGAUCUAACGCCUGACAAAGCCUCGAGAACCAACGAGGCUAUUGACGAUCUUUUGCAAAUGUCUGCACUCCCCGUGGAAAAUCUCGAUCAGAUGGAAAUGUCCAAAGAAGAAAGUAUCGAGCAGUGGAAAUUGAAGGCGCAAAUGCUCCACGAACAGGUCAUUAAACUAACUUUGAUCAACGAAAAAUUAAGAAACCUCAAAAUCACCUCGUGCAAACAAUGCGCGCAUUCCCUCGAACUCCGACAGACCCGUAAAAUGCUCGAAAGCGAAGUUAAAUCGCUUACUCGAACCCUCGAAGAUUUACAGAGAAAGUUCGAUCGCGACUUUGUCGGUACGGAAAUCCUUCGAACCAAAGCGAGCGAAGACAUGGAUCUGAGCGUUUGUGAUUCGAGCUUCGAUACUAGUGUCAACCUUGACGCUAGUUCCAACGUUUCCGUCGUCGAAGAACGGGUACAGUCGUUGCGCAGCCAGGUCGAUUCACUGAAAGCUGAACUCGGAACGAUGACGAAUCUUUGCCUACAAAAGUGCAACGAAAUCGACAAACUUCAGGACACUUUGACGCGAGAAUCAUCACCAGUCACGAAUGUCGAGUCACCGAGAACGCGACGCAACGACUCUAAGUUCGAAAAGGCUCAAACUGAAAUAAAAAAGUUGCAGGACGAACUACGAACUUUCAAGAAAAGAAUCGCCAGCAUCACGGCCACGUUACAAAAAUUCGAUAAUAUUGAGAGUAUGCAAACUGAAAUCGAAAAUUUGAAAAGUGAUAAUCAAAUGCUAGAGAAAAAAUUGAUGGAAACAAAGAGCUUUUCCAUGGCCUCAGAAAAAUGCGAAUUGUUAGAAAACAAAGUUACGAGUCUUACUUCCGACAUUUCCACCUACGAAAGUAUGAAAGCACAAUUGGAACGUGAAAAAUCAUUACUGAUUACUCAAAUCGAAAAGUUAACAUCAGAAAAAGUGAAUCUUGAAGAAAAACUCAUUGAAGAAAGCAAAGCAUUAUCCAUAGCGCAAGAAAAAAUUCAAGCGAUGGAAAUCGAAGUUGCUCGGCUCAAUUCGGAAAUCGCCACCCACGAAGCAGCCAGUGAGGAACUGAAAAAUACCAAAUCCUCACUGGACACUGAAGUGCAAACUCUGAGGACCGAAAAACAACUUCUCCAAGAUAAACUCAUGGAAAUCGAGAUUUCAAUGGUGCCAAAAGAAAAAGUUGACUCGCUGACAGAAGAAGUUGCUCGUAUGAGCUCAGAAAUAAAGAAUCAUGAAAUGGUGAUUGAACAAAUGGAAGAAGCGAAAUUGAAUCUGGAAACAGAAAUCCAAAGAUUGAAAGCCGAAAAAAACGAAGGAAAUCUUUCGAUUGCUGAACAAAUUGUCAAAAAGGAUGAAACCAUUGAAACGCUGAAAAACGAUGUCUCGCGUCUUAUUUCGGACCUCGAAAGCUUAAGUGUCGUCAAAUAUGAAUUAGACAACUCUAAAUCUUUGCUGGAGGAGGAAAUUCAAAAGUUGAAAACUGAAAAGGACGAAGAAAAAUUGCUGGCAAUUGAAGAAACUAGAAAAAAAGACGAAACGAUUGAAGCACUGACCAACGAAGUUUCCCGACUCAUCUCGGAACUCGAAAACGUCAACGCCGUCAAAAGUCAACUGGAAGAAUCGAAAUUGUCUCUGGAAAAAGAAAUUCAAACGUUGGAAACCGGAAUAGCUGAAGAAGAACUUGCGACGAGUCAACUGAUCGCGCAGGAAGAUUCAACGGUGGCAGAGCUACAAAACAAAGUGGAUCGUUUGACCUCAGAAAUCGAAAACUUCGAUGUAGUUCAAAGUCAACUUCAAAACUCUAAAUCGUCGCUGGAAACAGAAAUGGGAAUUUUGAAAGCCGAAAAAGACGAAGAAAUACUUUCGAUGACGCAGCUGAUCGUGGAGAAAGAUUCGACGAUCGAAGAACUGGAAAAUAAAAUUGCUCGUCUUACUUCACAGUUCGAAAACCUCGAUGUCGUCAAAAGUCAACUGGAAGAAGCCAAAUCGUCACUGGAAACGGAAAUUAAAACCUUGAAAAUCGCCCAGGACGAAGAAAUGCAUUCGAUGACUGCGUUGAUUGCGGAAAAAGAUUCGAAAAUCGAAGAGUUGGAAAACAGAGUUGCUGAUCUUAUUUCACAAAUCGAUAAUUCUAAUGUCGUCGAAAGUCAACUGGAAGAAGUUAAAUCGUCAUUGGAAAUGGAAAUUAAAACUUUAAAAACUGCUCAAGACGAAGAAAAGCAUUCGAUGGCUGAAUCGAUUGCGGAAAAAGAUUCGAAAAUCCAAGACUUGGAAAAGAAAAUUACUGAUCUCAUUUCUCAGGUCGAUGAGUCUGAUGUUGUCAAAGGUCAACUGGAACAAGUCAAAUCAUCGCUGGAAUCUGAGAUUGAAACGUUCAAAGCUCAGAAAGAAAAGGAUCACCUUUCAACGACUGAACUUAUCGCGACGAAAAAUUCGACGAUUGCUGAGCUGGAAGAUAAAGUUGCUUUCCUCACCACCGAAAUCGAAAACUGCAGUGCUUCGAAAAAGAAAUUGGAGCUGACGAAUUUGGCGUUGGAGACCGAGAUAAAUUCGUUGAAAAUUGAAAAAGAGAGCUUUGAGGAAUCGUUGAAAAAUGAGAAAGUUUCAGCGGCCGAGGCAAAAGUCGAAUGCUUGGAGGACGAAGUUUCUCGUCUCAACUCACAAAUCGAUAAUUUGGAAACGGCAAAGACAGAACUCGAAGAAGCUAAAUCACAUCUAGAGAAUGAAGUCCGGUCAUUGAGAGCAGAGAACGAAACUUUCAAGCAAGAUUUAUUGGCAGCUGAGAGGAUUAUCGAGAGUCAAGAAAAAAUUGCUUUGGAAGAAAAAGUCGAAAGCUUGAUGACAGAAAAAAGUGAGAUCGAACAAAGCCUUACGAGCUUGCGUGACACCGUGAGCAAACUGGACGAGAAAAAUUCUUUAUUGAGCGAAGAGUUACGAUCAAUAAAAGCGGAAAAACUCGUUCCUGGCAGAGUCGUCGAAACGAGCAGGUCAAAUGACAGCGACGACACUGAUUCAUCGAUAUUUAAGAAAAAAGAGAAAACCCCGUCGAAUUUCCCGUACGAAAAACAUCUCGAGGAGCUCGAGUCUGCGAAAAAAUCAAUCAGAAAAGAAAUUAGGGCUCUGAAACCGUCUACGGAAGGUUUGAACUUGGAGGAAAAAUCGACGAGCGAAUUAUUCGGCUUUUUCGUAACGACCAUCAUGACCAAAGAACAAGAAGUGGUGAAAGCAUUGAGCGACAACUUCGAGAGAGAGAAAAGAAAGCUCGAGGAACGUCAGAGGCAGAGCAUCGAUGGUCAAAAGCGAGCAUCUGUGUGGGCGAAAGAGCUUGAAGCUGAGAUCGAAAAGAACCAGCAAGAUUUGACUCGUCAAGAGUUGAAGAAUGCAGAACUUGCCCGGAAAAUAAGCAGCUUGGAAAAUCUCCUGUUGGAAACUAAUCACGAGAAUCAGAUGCUGAAAGAGAAGAUGAAGGUGUUGGAAGCUGAUUUCGAUACGAUGGAAAUGAAGCCGAAGAAAACGCCGGAAUCCCGACAGAAUUCAGCCGCAAAUGCGAGCCAGGAUAAAGAACGUUUCAUUCGGGAAAACGUCAACACCCGUGAGCUCGAAUUAAGUUCGAAGCUUCGACAGGCCGAGAAACAAUACAAGGAAAAAUUGGACGAGCUGACGAGUAACCUCGAACACCUUAAAACGCGAAACAUCGAUUUAUCGAAUAAUUUGGAGGGUUUGGAAGCGAAUGAGAGACAAUUGAAAAAUAUCGUCGAUAUGCGGACUAACGAAUUGGCCAAGUGUAACUCGACGAUCGCGAGAAUACAGAGCGAGUUGGACCUGAUGAGGGAAUCUUACAGUCAGUCGAGCCGCGAUAACGCGACGAAGGAUGAGAAAAUCGCAGAAAUAACGAACUUGUUGAAAACCAAGUGUGACAAGCUGUCCGAGUACAAAACCAGACUGGAGACAAUAACGCCCGAGUACGAGCAGCUGAAGGAACAGGCGACCGAACGACAAAUGAAAUUAGAAAAGUACAAAAGCCAAAUCGAGUGUAUGACAGCGGAAAGUGAGAAGACUAUUUCGUCGUUGAAAGAUCGUUUGGACGCGGAGGAAAUCGAAUCCGUUGGUUAUCGAAAACAACUGGCCGAGCUGACGAAUCGUAACACUACAUUGCAAAUGGAACUCGUGGAAUUGCGCGCAAAGUGCGACGAGCUCGAAACAUCGAACGCGAAAUUGGCCAAGUCGAUGAGAAACAGCACCAGCAAAAUUCGGGCUGAGGAAGAGAUGGAAGAAUUGCGAGAUCGCAAUCGUACGCUCGAACGAAAUUUGGACGGUGCCGGUAAUCGUAUAAACGAAUUGCAAGACAUUAAAACGCGUUUGACCAAGGAGCUGGUCGAUUUGCGAGUCCAGUACGAAACCACCAACGCUCAAAACGAAGAGCUGCAGAGCGUGUUAUCGUCGCAUCGAUCCAACGUCGCCGACACUAUCGAAUGGCGAGAAAAAUACGAAGCUCUACUGCAAGAAAAAAGUCGCACAGAAAUGGAACUCAUGGACAAGAAGAACCGUUUCAUUCAAAUGGAAAAAAGGAUUGAAAAUCUCGCACAAGAGAACGAGGAAUUGAAGACUAAAAACAGUGAACUCGACGCUGAGAUGGACGACAUCGUUUCGGAAAUCAACGAGCUGAGGAAAGAAAACGGAAAGCUCGACGACCAGUUGUACAAUACUCAAAACACCUUAGAAUCUUACAAAUCCGAAAUAAAGGAAUUGACAACAAAGAAUCUUGAUUUCGAGAGAAAGGAAAAGGAUUACAUCGAAGAAAUCCAAGAUUUGAAAAUUCAGAGGAACAAGCUUCGCUGCGAAAAUGGUAUGACGUAUAAAAAUUCGGCUCACGAAAAUUCUGAGCUACGAACUAAAUUGCCACAACUCGAUCGCGGCGACUCCCUCACGUGUGGCGAUAAUGACAGAAGUUCGAGUCCCACGCUGGUGGAAGCAGCUCGCGUAAUCAACGCUCGGAGGAGAUCACGAACCGAGUUUUUCAACACGAAUCGAUCUCUCCAAAAAUCCGAAAACGAAGACAACGAUAACUGCACUUGCGACAUUCAAAGACAACGCUGCUCCGAACUCGAAAAAGAUUUAGCCCUCAAAAAUGCUAAAAUAGCAACCCUAGAAAUUCAAAUUCAAAGUGAAAUAUUUCCGCAUAUGAGAAAGUGCAAAGAUCUGGAAGAGAUUGUUGCUUCACUCAUGAAAAAGAACAAAACACUCAAAGCGGAAGUCAGGAAUCUCCAGGAAACGAGAGCUCGAGAAAUUGAAAAAGAAUGCGAGCGAUGCAAACGAUGGAAACAGAAUAAACGCGACCAAGCAUCGCAGUGUCUGCCUGAGAGCGGACCAAUACAAAUGAGCGGCAUGAGCAGCGGAAUCGUCGAAAUGCACACGAAAAACACGAAACUCGAAAAGGAGCGAACGUUGCUGAUGAAUUUGUGCAAGAGUCGAGCGAAGAAAAAUAUAGAGUUGGAAAAAUCCAAUGCGGAGUUGAAACAACGGAUUCUAGAAUUGGAAAGAGGAACCGCCAAUUCUUCGACGUUCAACGCAAUAUCGAUACCUGAUCCCUCUCAUCCGAGCAGAGAAGCGAUGAAGGAAAACGUACCGGCUAUCUGGGAACACCCGAAACAAUCGUCCAACGUGAGACGCAACUGGUUCCACUAGCGAGGGGAAUUAUAUUCUUCCUAUUUUUUUUUCUCGUUUUUAUUACGUAACGUAAUUUUUGGGACGACUUUAUAAUACAAAGUUAAAAUUGUUAGUCCAGUAUUUUCGUACUACCAUAAAAAUGUAAAUAGAAUUUUUCUACCUUUUGUAAGCUAUUGCUUCGUACUCUGACAAAUAUUAAGUGUAACAAACCAAACUGUAUUUUCCAAUAUUACAUAAUGUCGAAAGCGCAAAACAAGUGGAUCCUCGAAUAGUUAGGAAAAUAGGAUCCUUUGAAUAAGGCUAAUAGACAAAAAAUUUAUUCUCGUGCUAAACAAUUUUAAAGAAUAUAUUUUUUUUCAAAGUUCAAGAUGGA